AUGUCUUCUCUUGGGCGGACCAGAGCUCCCAGACGAGUUAUGGCUGACGAAACGACACCAUUAAUAGUAUCAUACGAUACCAAACAUUCUAUCCAUACACUACGUAAAUCGGCCGCAAGACAGAUACUUCUAAUCGCUACUCUAUCAUGUGCCGGACUCCUCAAUAUAUUCACUGUACAAUCAACCGUGAUAAUCCUUCCUCUAGUCGUGAGAUAUUUGUCCAUCCCAACGAAUCGGCAGCAAUUGGUUAUAUCGACGUAUAGUAUAGCAUCGGGAUGCCUCAUCUUACUUUGGGGCCGCAUUGCCGAUAUCUACGGUCGUAAAAACAUAUUCCUUAUCGGCUCGAUUAUGUUCGCGUUGGCAACAGCCGCGGCACCAUUCGCAUGCUCUGAGGUUAUGUUCUACUUCUUCCGGAUACUGCAAGGGUGUAGUAGCGCGGCGACUGUCCCUUCAGCCAUCGGUGUCAUUACCACCACAUUUCUACCGGGGAAGAUGAGGGACUAUGCCUAUGUAAGCUUCACAGCAGCAUGUGGUGUUGGCUCGGUUCUGGGCAAUAUUUCUGGUGGCUUCAUCGGGAGUUACCUUUCCUGGAGAUGGACAUUCUGGAUACCAGCAUGCAUAGCAAGCCUUGUCACCCUAACAGGAUACUUCAUCAUACCUGCCGCCAAGAACCCAAAGAACGACAGCAGCGGUGGUGAAGACGCGCAUCAGCACGUUGACUGGACUGGAGGUAUGCUCGUCUCGGCUGGCGUAGCCCUAUUACUCAUAGGUCUAUCCCAAGUCCAUGACAAUGACUGGAGUGGAUGGCGGAUUGUCAUAAUCUUCAUUGUCUCUGCAGUAUUACUGCAGGCUUUCGUCUUGUGGGAAUGCAACAUGGAGGACAGCGCAGAGUGUUCGCCGCUGAUGAAGAUGUCCAUGUUUAGAAAUUCAAAAUUUUCUGCUGCAUUUGUUAUUAUUGGAUGUUUCUAUGGCUCAUUCAAUAGCUUCCUGGUUUUUGCCUCAUUGUUUUACCAGGACUAUCUUGGCUUCACUGUGCUUGAGACCACGACACGAUUUCUUCCAGCUGGUAUUGUAGGUGUACUCGCCUGCUUUGCCAUGGCACCUAUUCUAUCUCUCUUCCCUAGGUUUUACUUUCUUCUAUUUGGGAUGGCCUGCGGCAUAACCUCGCCUUUACUAUUCGCACUCCCUAAUAUUCCUCCUUUUACGCCCUACUGGUUACGCGGUUUUCCGGCAAUGUGCCUUUGCCUGAGUGCAGACAUCAUCUGGCCUGUGAUGGGUUUAUUUAUGAGCCAAAGCGUGCCCCAAAAAAGUCAAUCGCUAGCUGCCGGUCUCCUACAGACGGCUAAUCAAGUCGGCCGCUCUAUGGGAAUCGCUGUGUCUGCAGCGGUACAAUUGGCUUUUCAAGGGCAACCGGAAUCGGGACAUCCACUUCUAAGGGAUCCAGAUCUCCUGAGGGGCUUGAGGGCCGCACAGUGGAUGAAUGCAGGGUUGGUGAUGCUCGCAUUAGGUGUGGCAGUUAUAUUCUUCCGCGAUGUGGAAUCGUUCUAA
This is a messenger RNA of Hypoxylon trugodes, 1548 nucleotides long. RefSeq names its product major facilitator superfamily domain-containing protein. The transcript has 4 exons. Gene Ontology annotation, biological process: transmembrane transport. Gene Ontology annotation, molecular function: transmembrane transporter activity. NCBI's taxonomy places the organism in Eukaryota, Fungi, Ascomycota, Sordariomycetes, Xylariales, Hypoxylaceae. Gene Ontology annotation, cellular component: membrane. The record is from RefSeq and is a predicted model, not a curated record. Bases 1 to 1548 code for a protein of 515 amino acids.